Messenger RNA from Hemiscyllium ocellatum (epaulette shark), 1431 nucleotides. RefSeq names its product tripartite motif containing 59 (gene trim59). Gene Ontology annotation, biological process: cilium assembly. Gene Ontology annotation, cellular component: cilium; intraciliary transport particle B; centrosome. The record is from RefSeq and is a predicted model, not a curated record. The transcript is spliced from 2 exons. Gene Ontology annotation, molecular function: zinc ion binding. Bases 106 to 1431 code for a protein of 441 amino acids. NCBI's taxonomy places the organism in Eukaryota, Metazoa, Chordata, Chondrichthyes, Orectolobiformes, Hemiscylliidae.
GUGUCAGGGUUAGCGAGGCAGAAACCCUGGUUCAUUCAAUGUUCUCACCAGCCGCUAGGACAGCCGUGCCUUAGCCGCGCCGCGUGUUCAUUUGGCCAGACAAGAAUGGAUCAUUUUGAGGAAGACCUGACAUGUUCUGUAUGCUACUCCAUCUUUGAAGACCCUCGUGUAUUGCCUUGUUCUCACACUUUUUGCCGAACCUGUUUGGAGAACAUUGUUCAUGAAUCAACAAAUUUCUCCGUUUGGCGACAUCUUCGAAUCCCACUGAAAUGUCCUACUUGUAGAAGUAUUGUGGAACUUCCCCCCGUGGGCAUAAGCUCGUUACCAAUAAACUUUUCACUGAUGGGAAUUAUUGAGAAAUACCAGAAAGAAGAACACCCAAAGACUCCUACCUGUUCAGAGCACUUCAGGCAACCGUUAAACAUGUUUUGUUUGUUUGACCGUAAAUUGGUAUGCGGUUAUUGCUUGACAGUGGGCCAUCAUCAAGGCCAUCCCAUUGAUGAUCUCCAGCAUGCUUAUAAUAAAGAAAAGGAAACAUGUAGCAAACUUGUUGAACAACUGACUGAAAAACACUGGGCUAAAGUAUCCAUUUUCAUUGAACAACUGGAGCACCAGAAAUCACAAACGGAACAAACCAUUCAACAAGAUAAAGAAACCGUUAUCCAGUAUUUUGAGAAUCUGCAAAAAAUUGUGGAAAGCAAAAAGCAAGCUUUUCUGGUUACUUUUGAUGAGAUCAAUUUAAGAAUUACCAGUGAGUAUGUUCCAUUAAUUCAGAAAAUGCAAAAACUAAAGGAAGAACAACAUGACCUUCUAACAUUUAGUACAUAUUUAGAAGAUGAAAAGGAUCCUUUGGCUUUCCUUGAGAAAGUUCACCUUUACCGUCAGAGAGUAAAUAAUUUAAUGAAAACUCAGCUUCCUUUUAUUCGGCCACUGAAUAUACAACUACGAACAGCACAAUUUCUGACAGAGAAAUGGUCAAAAGUCACAGUUGACCAUAUUAAAGAUGCACCAGUCCUGGAAGUGAAACAUUGCUUGGAAAACCACUGGAAUAAAGAUCUUAGUUUAUGUAUUAAACAAAUCAAAGGAUUAUCUCAAAGAUUGCCAGUUUUAACAGUGCUGUUCUUGCUAACUGUUAUGUCAUUGGGUUUUUUGAUGAAAGAUUGUUGUGUUAAUUUGUUAAAUACCACAGUUAUUGAUCUCCCACAGGUGAAACAGAUGUGUGAUCUAAUAUCAGAAGUUUGUGCUGGGUUUCAUUCCUUAAAGGCUGCAUUGGAACAUUCAGUACAAUCAUUGGUUAAUUUAUUUUGCCAGUUGAUUGUUUCUUUUCCUUGCAUUUAUCAAAUGUGUGGCUUUCAAUUAAGUACUGUAUUUCAGUAUGCUUCAAGCAGUUUACAGAAUUUACUUCCCUCAGAAAGUCAUGAACAAGCUUAA